Molecule: messenger RNA, 3288 nt
Organism: Helicoverpa zea (corn earworm)
Lineage: Eukaryota; Metazoa; Arthropoda; Insecta; Lepidoptera; Noctuidae
Gene: DZIP1
Product: cilium assembly protein DZIP1
Exons: 9
Coding region: 1-3222 (1073 amino acids)
Biological process (GO): cilium assembly
Cellular component (GO): ciliary basal body; cytoplasm
Source: RefSeq, a predicted model, not a curated record
AUGAAGAAAUGUAUUAAGAAUCGUGUAGAAAAGAGAAAAGGACUGAUCGAUAUAGAUAGUUUAAUUAAAGAUAGAAAAUUUGUUAUUAUCGAGCAACACUUAAAUGAUAUAUUAGAUUGCGUGAUAGAAUCUGAAUUCGAUGUCCGUAUACUGGACGAAGGUGUUCUGAAACUGUUCAGACUUGCACAACUAGCUGUUGAGUACCAACAAUUCUGUCGACAUUAUCUAGACCGCAGCGUCUACGUAUUGCGAGAAGAAAUAACAUCAUUAGCACAGGAACUGGAUACAUGCAAAAAAGAUCUCAGAGAAAAGGAUGACGAAAUACGAAGACUAAGAAAGAGAUCUAGACAUAGUUUUAAAACUCCGUUGCCAUAUGGAAACGAUAAUAUAGCAACUAUGAUUUUAAAAACUCUAUCUCAUAAAAGCGACAUUUUCCCGUCAACAUCGAACGAUAUGCUUCAGUAUAACAAAUGUAAUUAUUGCGACAAAGUAUUUUUGAAUCAACUUUACCUUAAAAGUCACAUAUCUAGACGACAUUCAAACGUCAUUGAGCCACCCCAAAGAGAUAUACAAGGAGAGGCUACAAACCUCGAAAAUACAAAGUUAAGCGCUGAAGUCAAUGAACUCAGAAAUAAAAUAAAAGAAAUGGAAUUACUUAUUGAUAAUUCAAAAAACCCUGUUAAUACAACAGUCAUAAAUGAAGGACCCUCGAAUAUUAGCAAUAAACCCCAAGAAAUCAAGAAAGACAUGAGAGAUGCUGAAGUAUCAACCAACAACGAAGAUUACUUACUAAAUAAGAUCGCCGAAUGGAAAAAAGAGGAACAUGAAAAUUAUAAUAAAGAAAUGGAUAAAUUAAAAAACCAAAUUAUCGAGUCCAUCAAAACUUUUAAAGAGAAAGAUGCAGAAUCACCUGUUUUAGGUAAUCCAAAUGCAGUAUUGGAAUUACAAGAAACAAUUAAACAACAAGGUGCUCAAAUAUUAGCUCUCAAAAAGGAACUUCACGAGUCGAGAUUAAAAACAGAAAAAGACAAUGCUGAUCGAAACAAAGAAGUUGAAGCUCAAGUGUUACUUUGGUCUAGCCGCGCAGAGGCUCAAUCUAAGCAAUAUGAACUAUUGCUUCAGAAAUUAAACGAUGUUGCUAAAGAUGCUAGAGAAUCCCGCGCUCUUGCAGAGGCGGAGAGGGAACGAGCAGCUCAACUACAAGUAUUAUUGCAACAAAGCGCAAAAGUUAACAUAAAUAAAAAUGUAGAAAGUAAUGAUGAACAGCCUACAACUCCCAGCAAAAAUACGACAAACGUCAACCUUCCCAGUACAAGAAAGAAGCCCAUAAAAAAGAAGACGAACACAAAUCAAUCUGAUCAAGAAGCUAACCGACAAACCCUAGAAAAGCUACACCGCAAGGCACAAGAACUGUUAAAUACUGGCUCUAUAACAUCCAGCUCUUCGGACAUCUCAAGUAUGGAGAAUGACAAGCCUGUUGUAAUGAAGCCUAAGGACGUAAGAGGAAUUGCUAAUCAUAAAACAGAAUUGUCCAAUAGACUCAAAACUACGGAAGAUAAACCUCAACAAACGUUAAAUGCACAUGAUUUCAAGAUUUCAAAUACGAAGGCAACAAAAACAAAGAAAGAAAAAACAAAAUCUAAUCACGUCAAGAUAACAAAAGAGGCAAAUUUACCAAGUGUCAACCCUGGAAGCCCGCUAAAAAUAGUAAGAGCUAAGAUAACUGAAGAGGUGAACAAUCGUUUAGUGUCAGCUGGUGUGGAUCCUCUUAAACCUAGACUCCCUCGAAGUGUGUUCCAAAAACAACGUUUACAAAUACACCAGCAGCAAGAACUAAAAGCUAAGAUAAAUUCUGCCCAUGAAAAAGUGAGACAUAAAAUAUUGGCUUAUUUAGAUUCAAGUACAACAAAUGUAAAGAAGGAAGUUACUCAAGUACAGGACUACGUAUCUCCAACAAAAGCAACAAAACCUUUCAAAAACUUGACAACUGUUAUAUCCAAUGUCAGGUCAAAAGCCUUAUCCCUGGUUAAACUUAAUGACCCUAACGUGAAAGAUAAGCGUAAAUCGCUGAACGCUGAAGUCGCAAAACGCGCUAUGUCCUUACUGAGAACUCCCCCAGGGUCAACAUCUACCAGUCCAGUUGCUACGAAGCGUAGUCCCUUGAAGGAUUUUAAUAUCAAACGUAACGUUCCUCACAAAACUUUAAAUGCGCCCGUAAAAAGAGAUCCCGAAGUCAAUGAAGUGAAAAGUAAAGGCAAUGAUCUUAAACAUAAUUCUCACAACACGCAACAAAAGGUCUCCAGGAUUAGUUCGGAAGAUGGCUCUGAUGAAAGCGAUCAUAAAUAUUACAAUACAACGAGUAGUGUACAGCAAGCAUCCAAAUCUAUCGACAGUUUGAUAAAAUCACCUGCACGAAGACCUUCUUCCGCGGCUGCUGACUACAACCACACUGUCAAAAAAUAUACAAUCAGUGAUGAUAGCCUGCUACGCACGCAAUCGGCCACUAGUCUGAUUGAGCGACCGUUGGAUUCAAAUGGAAUCAGUAACAAAUUACCUCUCAGAAAUAGUGAAAAAAGCAGUGACGAAGCGGAAUCGUCGAUAGACAUUCCGGUAAAAAAAUAUGAUUUGGAAGAUAAUACCCAAAACACUAUAAAACAAACAAAAAGUGUUUUAAAAAAUGCUAGCUCCACAUCUUCUUUAAAUAAGAAGAAAGUUAUUUUCGAUAUGGAUGCAAUCCAAAUGAAAUCCGUGAGUGCAUCACCGUCCCAAAGCAUUACAGAAAAAAGUGAUGGCAAUGAGAAGUAUGAACUGGGAUUAGUUAACCUCGAUGGUGAAGAAUGGGAUAUUUCUAGUAUCGAAAACGAACCACUGAAAAAUGACACAAAAAUCCAACAAAAUAUAAUUCGCACGACAAGUCCGAAGAUUGCAGAAUUAAAAGAAAAAAUCGAAUCCCAACUAGCACGACGUAAUGACACUCCGACUGCUCCACUCGUUGGAGCUGUAGACGUCUUGGCUGGCUCUAUGGGGAAAGCUGCAAGUUUAGCAGGUAGCAAUACUAGUCUCGGCAGUUCCAUUUUAGAUGAUUCUGAAAGUGUACCAGUAAUGAAUCACAAAACCUAUGUUAAACCUAAACCAAUGAGAGUUGCCGCUAAAGACGAAAGCGACUUGGACAUCUCAGAAUUUAGCAUGGACGGUAUAGUUAAUAAGAAUGAGUCUUUUUGAUUGUAUAAUUAAGUUUAAGCGAAGGUAUCGAAUUAGUGCCUAAGUGUUUUAAUUUAUACCUACAAA